Molecule: messenger RNA, 4662 nt
Organism: Rana temporaria (common frog)
Lineage: Eukaryota; Metazoa; Chordata; Amphibia; Anura; Ranidae
Gene: NRDC
Product: nardilysin convertase
Exons: 31
Coding region: 7-3360 (1117 amino acids)
Biological process (GO): proteolysis
Molecular function (GO): metalloendopeptidase activity; metal ion binding
Source: RefSeq, a predicted model, not a curated record
CAGAGGAUGAGCAGGUCACGUGCACUUCUCGUAAGUCUCCGAUUGGCCAAGGCUUUCACCCCCGGCACUGCGAGGCCUGUGAUACCGGCUGGUGGAGAACUCUGGGCACCGAAUCAGCGAGACAUGCCUGCCAGGAACUCUCACAAAGCCGCCUGCCCGUGCCCCGCCGCUCGGGGUGAUAAUACCGGGGGCAGGAUGGAGUCUGAGGCAGGAGAGAACACCGAGGACGCCGAUAUCAUUAAAUCUCCCAGUGACCCCAAGAAAUACCGGUUUAUACAGCUUGACGGUGGCCUUAGGGUUUUGCUGAUCUCUGAUAUGACAUCUCUCGGUCACACUGCCUCUGGUUGCUCUGAUGAUGAAGAAGAAGAUGACGAUGAAGAUGAUGAUGAAGAAGAUGACUCUGAGGAAGACAGUGAAGGAGAAGAAUCUGAGGGUGAUGAGGAGGAGGAGGAUGAGGAUGAGGAGGAGGAUGAAAAUGAGGAAUCGGACAGCUUGCAUUCCAAGGACAAGAAAGGCUGUACAGAAAAGCUGUCUGCAGCUGCACUUUGCAUUGGAGUGGGGAGUUUCAGUGAUCCGGAGGACCUGCCAGGAUUAGCGCACUUCUUGGAACAUAUGGUGUUCAUGGGCAGUGAAAAAUACCCAGAUGAGAAUGGCUUUGAUGCUUUCCUUAAAAAACAUGGUGGCAGUGACAACGCCUCCACUGACUGCGAACGCACCAUCUUCCAGUUUGAUGUACAGCGGAAACAUUUCAAAGAGGCUUUGGAUCGAUGGGCACAGUUCUUCAUUGCACCACUGAUGGUCAGAGAUGCCAUUGAUCGGGAAGUGCAGGCUGUGGAUAGCGAAUAUGAGCUUGCUCGGCCCUCAGACUCUAAUCGUAAGGAGAUGCUUUUUGGAAGUUUGGCAAAGCCUGGCCAUCCAAUGGGCAAAUUCUUUUGGGGAAAUGCACAAACUCUCAAGUAUGAACCUGAAGAAAAGAAUAUAGACACACAUGCCCGCCUCAGGGAAUUCUACAGAAUGUACUACUCAGCCCAUUAUAUGACCCUGGCUGUACAGUCUAAUGAGACCCUGGAUACACUAGAAGAAUGGGUACGAGAGAUCUUCUGCAAAGUUCCAUCCAACGGCUUACAAAAGCUUGAUUUUAGUCACCUGACAGAACCAUUUGACACCCCUGGAUUUAAUUCACUUUAUAGAGUUGUCCCAAUAAAAAAGGUUCAUGCUUUGACUAUAACAUGGUCCCUUCCUCCCCAGGAAAAGUUUUACAAGGUGAAGCCCCUUCACUACAUUUCUUGGCUUAUUGGUCACGAGGGAAAAGGCAGUAUUCUCUCUUUGCUGCGUAAGAAGUGUUGGGCUCUGGCUCUGUUUGGAGGUAACAGUGAGACUGGGUUUGAGCAAAACACAACAUAUUCAGUCUUCAGCAUUUCCAUAACACUGACAGAUGCAGGAUAUGAACACUUCUAUGAGGUUACGCACAUUGUGUUCCAGUAUAUCAAAAUGCUGCAACAGCUGGGUCCACAAGAAAGGAUUUUCCAGGAAAUCCAGAAGAUUGAAGCCAAUGAGUUUCACUAUCAGGAACAGACUGAUCCCAUUGAGUUUGUAGAGAAUAUUUGUGAGAACAUGCAACUAUUUCCCAAAGAAGAUUUCCUAACUGGAGACCAGCUGCUCUUUGAAUACCACCCUGAUGUAAUUGCCGAUGCUCUUCGAGGCCUUACUCCUGAUAAAGCAAAUCUGUUGCUUCUUUCUCCUGCCAAUGAGGGAAAGUGUGACCUGAAGGAGAAAUGGUUUGGCACUCAGUACAAUGUUGAAGGCAUCAGUUCACAAUGGAAAGAUCUGUGGGCCACCGACUUCCCAUUAAAUGCAGACCUCCAUCUUCCAGCAGAAAACAAGUUCAUCGCCACCGACUUCAAUCUGAAGACCUCUGACCGUCCAGACAUGGAUUAUCCAGAGAAGAUUGUGAACAUUGAGCAGGGCUGCUUGUGGUACAAAAAGGACAACAAGUUUAAGAUACCUAAAGCUUAUAUGCGCUUUCAUCUCAUCUCUCCAUUGAUCCAACAGUCACCUGAAAACUUGGUUCUGUUUGACAUUUUUGUCAAUAUUCUGGCUCACACACUGGCAGAACCCGCCUAUGAAGCAGAUGUCGCUCAGCUCGAAUAUAAACUGGUGGCCGGAGAACAUGGCCUGGUCAUCAAAGUGAAGGGGUUCAACCACAAGCUUUCACUUCUGUUUGAAUUGAUCAUUGACCACCUGGCAGACUUCGUAGCUUCUCCUGAUGUAUUUGAGAUGAUCACACAGCAGCUGAAAAAGACCUACUUCAAUCUCCUUAUAAAACCAGAGAAACUUGGCAAAGACGUUCGCCUCAUCAUCCUGGAACAUAAUCGCUGGUCUAUGAUUGAGAAAUACAGUACCAUUUUGAAGGGUGUGAGCUUGGAGCAGCUGAACUCUUUCGUAGCCCAGUUAAAGUCUCGUCUUUAUGUGGAGGGCUUGGUACAGGGCAACUUCACUAGUAAGGAGUCUGCAGCGUUCUUGAACUAUGUCACCAGUAAGCUGCAGUAUCGGCCUCUGGAACAGAUGAUUCCCGUGCAGUUCCAGGUAGUAGAGCUUCCAACUGCUCAUCACUUGUGUAAAAUCAAGUCCCUGAAUAAAGGGGAUACCAACUCUGAGGUCACUGUGUACUACCAGUCUGGUGCCAAGAAUUUACGGGAACACACACUGAUGGAACUCUUGGUGAUGCAUAUGGAAGAACCUUGCUUUGAUUUUCUGAGGACAAAGCAGACAUUGGGGUACCACGUGUAUCCAACCUGCAGAAACACUUCUGGAAUUCUGGGAUUUUCAGUCACAGUGGAAUCACAAGCAAAUAAGUACAACUCUGAAGUGGUGGACAAGAAAAUAGAAGAGUUUCUGGUCUGCUUUGGUGAAAAAAUCAACAACUUGACUGAUGAAGCUUUUAGCACACAGAUAAAGGCUUUGAUAAAGCUGAAGGAGUGUGAGGACACCCAUCUUGGAGAGGAGGUGGACAGGAACUGGGCGGAAGUGCUGACUCAGCAGUAUCUGUUUGACCGCCUGGAACAUGAGAUCGAGGCCUUGAAGACCUUUAAAAAGACAGACCUGACCAGCUGCUACCAGGAGCAUCGGGGUUGUGACAGGAGGGUACUAAGUGUACAUGUGGUUGGAUUUGGUGAGAAGGAGACCGACUCUGUGCCUUCUCAAACAUCCGCCGAAGAAUCCGAAUCUUGUUAUGGCAACAUUACCAGCUUCAUCUUCCUUCCCCCUUCGCCGCUCAUGGCAGACGCCGUGCCAAUCAGCGACAUCCAUAGCUUUACUUCCACCUUAAAACUGCUACCAUACCACAAGAUCAUCAAGUGAGAGACGGGACAGGAAUGUCACUAUUGGGUGAUGAGCGGUGUGCUUCUACCAUCGGCAACGUGUGUAAUGUGUGUGCUGCUGGUGCUCACUGUAGCAUGGCCAGAAUUGAAAGGUGAAAACCUAAUUCUGAUGAAACUUUCUGUAGAGAUGCAGAUUUUUUUUAAACCUAGACAUUUUAUGCUGCUCUUAUCCUGAAUGGACUUUUGGAGUACCAAAAUAUUUUACAAAUCCUGGGAUUCGGAUACAGUACAAGAAAAGCAUGCACAUCUUUUAUGGUGAGAAGUCUUCUCUGUGCACAGCGACAUGAUGGAAGGUGUCUGAAUGAAGAAUUUGGAGUUUUAGUAUCUAAUUUCCAGCAUUCUUUGUUCAGACAUCUUUCUGAAUGUCCAGUCAGGUUUCGUCUCAAAGCUCGAGCGGAGAGAAGAAUAAUGUAAUUGUAUUCAUUUAGGAUUCCCAUCACAUUUGUUCUCUCCUUCAUUGUGAUGCACAGUUAUAUUUUCUUCUCAAUCUGUAGAUCAAUGCUUUCUUUUCUACUUUAAAUGAAACUCAGGCAAACAAUUUUUUUUAUUUUUCUUCUUCGAGGGGUUAGAACAUUUGUCUGUUUUUGUGCUGGUGUGUGUCCCCAUUAAAUAAAUGUGCCCUCACUUCCUGUGCCAGAGACAUAACAGGAAGUGCGAUGCCCACCUCAGUGAAAGGGAAAAUACCAUCUUUGACAAUUACCAGGAGAGAUUUAUUUGUCCUUUUACUCCUGUUCAAGUGCAACAGUAACAUUGUAAUGAUCGCUAGGACAGAAAGCAAGUUUUCCCAGUGGGGACAAAUAUAGCAAUUAAAGUAAACAUGACAUAUGUUCUAAUCUAAACUCUCUCCACUUUAUGCAAAUAUAGAAAAUUGCCGAUUUUAUUUUAAACCUAAAGUGCCCCUGUGCUUUGUCCAUGCAGGGCAAUCCAACAGGUUCACUUUAAUCCCCCUUCCUCAGGAGCACAUGACAUUUUAGUUGUUUUAAUUUCCUCUCUGCUCCAUUCAGUUGCUCGGUGUAAGAUUUGAGCCACAUAUAUUGUAACUACACAUGGCUAUGGUUUCUUCUAUGGAACAGCACUGGUGAUUGGCUGGGUGCGGUCACAUAAUGGAUCACACCUCUUACUCCAUACCUGGGUGUAGCGGGUAUUUUUCUCCCAGCAGCUGAAUGGAGCAGCGGAGAAAAGUAGGCAAGGCGAGAGCAGCAGGUAAGGGACUUAUUUAUUGCUUUCCAAUCCGCUGAUAUAAACAACAUGUGCAUUUUUAAUAAAAAUGGAAUGCUGUGUA